AUGAGUUCUCCUGCCGUGCAAACCUCCCCUCAAGAGUUGGACGGGACACCGCGCCCGUCCGAGGUUCCCUCAACCCCCAACUUCGAUGUCGUCCGUUGUUCUCGGUGCCAACAAUCCCUGAGCCGAGCUGACCACACCACCCCUGGAGCCGUGCAAUGCGGCAUGAACUCGUACUAUUGCACCCGCUGUGCAACCAAGGUUGGGUUCGUCCGCUGA
This is a messenger RNA of Penicillium alfredii, 216 nucleotides long. RefSeq lists its product as uncharacterized. The record is from RefSeq and is a predicted model, not a curated record. Bases 1 to 216 code for a protein of 71 amino acids. NCBI's taxonomy places the organism in Eukaryota, Fungi, Ascomycota, Eurotiomycetes, Eurotiales, Aspergillaceae. The transcript has a single exon.